Lycium ferocissimum is the source of this 760-nucleotide messenger RNA. Its product is annotated as SKP1-like protein 1B. Gene Ontology annotation, biological process: SCF-dependent proteasomal ubiquitin-dependent protein catabolic process. The coding region runs from base 154 to 606 and encodes 150 amino acids. Gene Ontology annotation, molecular function: cullin family protein binding. Gene Ontology annotation, cellular component: cytoplasm; nucleus. Lineage: Eukaryota; Viridiplantae; Streptophyta; Magnoliopsida; Solanales; Solanaceae. The record is from RefSeq and is a predicted model, not a curated record. The transcript has a single exon.
UCCCGUUUUCACUUCCUAUAUCAACUAGGAAAGUGAAACCUUAGUUCUCUAUAAAAACAAAGCAAAGCCCUUUAAGUCCUUUCAUACAUUGAAAUUAUUCAAAGCUCUCUCAACUCCCCUUUCAAUAAUUAAUCUCAAAGUUUUUUCACCAUCAUGUCUUCAACAAAGCUCUUAACCCUAAAAACUAGCGAUGGUGAGGAAUUCAAACUCGACGAGGCCGUAGCCGUGAAGUCACAAGCCAUCAAGAACAUGGUUGAAGACGACUGCGUUUCAAACGCCAUUCCUCUGCCUAAUGUCGAUAGCAAAACAAUGACCAAAGUGAUCGAAUAUUGGAAGAAACACUCAGAGGAAGGCGUCUCGAAAGACCAGUUGAAUGAUUUUGACAAGGGUUUCUUGGAGGUGCACCACUCGGUGUUGUACGAUCUUCUCUUAGCCGCUAAUUAUCUUAAUGAUAAGGAGCUUGUAGAUGUAAUAUGCCAAGAAGUUGCUGAUAGGAUUAAAGGGAAAACACCAGAGGAAAUUCGUAAAGAAUUUGAUAUCAAGAAUGAUUUUACACCAGAGGAAGAGGAGAAAAUCCGCCAAGAGAAUGCUUGGGCUUUUGAUUGAUUUUAUAUUAGUGUUUCCUUUUUUUAUUCUUCUACUUUUAUGCUUAGAAUUAAAGCUGUCUAGCUAUAUCCUAUGUUUGUGUUCUUUCUCACUCUCUCUCCUUUUUGUUUUUUGGCUUUGAGUUCUUGAUGAUUUUAUAACAAUGUUUCCUGUU